UGAGCGUAAUGCAAGAUGGCGACGACUUGAGAAUAUAUCUCAGUCAACUACUUUAUCGACACAGAAGUCUGCCUCUCUUGGGGUUUGUAGGGUGGUUUAAGGCUUGUUCGGGUUAAUAAUAAACUAGUUAAUUAGAUAAGGGUUUUGUAGGCGUCGCUGAACGCCACAAAAUACCAUUUUCACCCUGCUAUCCUCGGGUGACAGCCGUUAGCGAGGUGCUAACAGACAGGAUGGACAGCGGAGAGUACAUCUCCACCAUGGAGAACAUGGACCCCACUUUAGCAGAAUUAGGGGAUGAAUUUACGCUUGGAGACAUCGAUGAGAUGCUCCAGUUCGUCAGCAACCAGGUGGGCGACUUCCCGGACCUGUUUGAGGAUCAGAUGGCCUCAGCAGGAUCUGGACAGACUGCGGGGGCAAACACCGCUCCACGACCUGCCGUUCAAACCCCACAGACCCCCAAAACCCCUCCAACUCCUCCCACUCCGCAGACGCCCUCCCCUGCCGUCUACCAGAGCACCACCGUUGGCCUCGUCCCAUCCCAGACUCUGUCCCCACAGUGUUUACCCCUCACCCCUCCCCUCACUCCAGUGCAGGUCCCCUCCCCCACCUGCGUCCCGUCAGUGCAGGUGCAGGUGACCCGCACCCCCCCACUCCUCCAGCCCCGCCCUCAGGUGGUUCAGCCCAUCCAGCCUCAGCCCCAACAGACAGCGCAGCCGACCAUCCAGAUGCACACCCAGGGGAUCCCCAUGCAGGCCCAGAGCUUCCCGGUCCACACGCUGGUGCAGACCCACAGUCAGACGCCGCUGCCCAUCCAGACCCAGGCGGCCCAAACUGUGAUGAUCGCCUCCAACGGCGGACAGCAGCGCUUCAUCCAGAGCCCCGUCAUCUGCCACCAGAACCACAAUACUGGUUUCCAAGUCCUCCAACCACAGAUGCAGAGCAUAAUGACAUCACCACAGCUCCAACCAAUGACCAUACAGCACCAGCGUGUCCUGACCCCCACCUGUCAGACCAUCCAGACCCUCUCCAGUGCGCCCACCACCAUGCACGCCAUGCAGCAGCAGAUGCAGCAAUUACCUGUUCUGGUGCAGCAGCCUCAGAUUCUGAAGACAGACUCUCUGGUUCUGACCACGCUGAAAUCAGACGGCACGCAGGUUUUGUCGACCAUGCAGAGCCCCGGGAUCACCACCCUGACCACACCCAUCCAGCAAGUCCCGACGCUGAUGAGCAGCAACAUCCUGACCACCGUCCCCGUCAUGAUGGGCGGAGGAGACAAGCUGCCAAUCAAGCAGCUGCAGCCAGGCUCCGCCCACAGCAACAACGGCGCCCGAACGAUGAUGGACCAGAGCCAGAUGAUGGGGGGAGUGAUCGGCCCGGGGGGAGUGGUGAAGGAGGGCGAGAGGAGGACGACGCACAACAUCAUCGAGAAGAGGUACCGCUCCUCCAUCAACGACAAGAUCCUGGAGCUCAGGGACCUCGUCAUGGGGAACGACGCCAAGAUGCAUAAAUCAGGAGUUCUGAAGAAGGCCAUCGACUACAUCAAAUACCUGCAGCAGUCCAACCAGAAGCUGCGGCAGGAGAACAUGGCGCUGAAGAUGGGCAACCAGAAGAACAAAACAGUGAUUCGCUCUGAAGACGUCGAGAUGAAGGAGGAGAUCGUGAUGAUGUCUCCUCCAGCCUCGGACUCUGGUUCUGGUUCUCCUCCCCAGUUCUCCCCUUACUGUGUGGAUUCAGAGCCCGGCAGCCCCCUGCUGGACCACGACCAGUUGAAGAGUGAGCCUGACUCUCCCUCCUCCGUCGGAGUGAUGGACGGUUCUCGUCUCCUCCUCUGCGCUCUCACCUUCUUCUGCCUCUCCCUGAACCCUCUGCCCUCCAUGUUGGGCUCCGAAGCCUCUGGGAGCCCCGCCCUGUCUGUGGGCCACGGGCCGUCCAGAACGCUGGUCUGGUGGUUCCCGAGUCACACGCAGGACUUUGGAUCCUGGCUGCGCUGCCUGUUGCCAUGGGUGAUGGUGUGGGUGCUGAGUGGGGUGGGGGCGGUGUGGGGGUGUGUGAGGGUGCUCUAUCUGUGGGAGCCUGUCACACCGCUGCACUCCCCAAAAUCUGUGUCCUUCUGGAGGCAUCGCAAACAAGCCGACCUGCAUCUCAAGAGGGGCGACUACACGGCAGCAAUGGGGAGUUUAGAAACCUGCCUGUCCGUGUUGACCCGAGCUCUUCCCUCUUCCAACCUGGACCUGGUCUGCUCGCUGAGCUGGAACCUGGUCCGCUACGUCCUGCACCGCCCGACUCCUCUGGGUUGGCUGGUUCACCAGGUCGGGGGGAAGCAUGAGGUGGAGGAGGCGAGGACCAGUGCGAAGGACGCAGCGCUGGUUUACCACCAGCUGAGUCAGCUGCAACUCACAGGGAAGCUGCCUCAGCGCAGCAGCCUCUGGGCUCUGUCCGUGUCUCUGAGCGCCGUCAACCUCAGCGAGAGCGCCCAGAGCAAGAUGGCCCCCGCCCAGCUCACCCAGAUCUACGUCACCGCAGCAACUGCUCUGCGCACCAUCCUGGGCCACCACCUCUCCUUUCUGCCUGGUUAUCUCUUGAGUUGUGCAGAGAGCGUGGCCAACCAAUCAGAGGCCAAGUCGAUCCCUGACUGCCUGCGCUGGCUCUUCACGCCGCUGGGGAGGCAGUUCUUCCUGAGCUGUGAUUGGUCGGUGAAGUCGGAAAGCAGCGACGGGGUGUACACCUCUCAGAGAGACCCGGCUGACCCCAUCGCCCAGCUGCACCGCUGUUUCUGCAGGAAGCUUCUGGAGAGAGCCGUUCACACCCUGAUCCAGCCGCAGAGCGACUCUGAAGCGGGCAAACGCAACAACGGCUCAGGGGAGUUCUCCAGUGCCCUUGAGUUCCUGCAGUUGUUGAACAGCUGCACAGAGGACUCUCCCUCCCCUCCUCCCCCCUUCUCGACUCCUCCCAAUCACACCACCACUCCAGUUGGAGACCCGGUGAGCCGCUGGUGGGCGUUGGUCCUGAAGGCCGCUGUCCAUUGGCUGCAGGGCGACGAUGUGUCGGUGAGGUCACUGCUGGCAGAAGCAGAGCGGAUGCCCAGGGCUCUACACACUCUGGACCACCCUGUGCCUAAGUCCGUGCUGCUGCUCUGUAAGGCCGUUCAGAUGAGUCUCUCUCCUCUGAAGGGCGAGGGAGCCAUCACCUGCUUGUCCCACUGCGACAGAGCCAGCAGCUUCCUGCGCUCCAGCAUCUCCGUUCCCCUCGCUCAGACCGGGAACUAUCUCAACAAGGGCGUGGAGCUCCUGAUCUGUGACCUCCUGCUGACCUUGAGGACCAGUGUGUGGCAGCGGGGGGGCAGCAGCAACGGAGAGCCCGGUCUGGCCCCGGGGUCCCAGCUGUCCGGUUUCCAGAAGGACCUCAGCGCGCUCCGCAAGCUCACGCAGUGCUACAGACAGGCGCAGCACAAGGUGUUUCUCCAUGAGACCACAGUGAGGCUGAUGGCAGGAGCGAGUCCCACCAGGACCCACCAGCUGCUGGAGCACAACCUCCGCCGCAGGACUCCCAACUCGCUGACAGCCGAGGGUGUCCUGGGUGAGAGAGAGAGAGCCCACGCCAUCCUGCUGGCCUGCCGUCACCUCCCCAUGCCGCUGCUGACUCCCCCCGGGCACCGCGCCCGCCUGCUGGCCGAGGCCAAGCGCACCCUGGAGCGGGUGGGAGACCGGCGCUCCCUGCAGGACUGUCAGCAGAUCCUGCUGCGCCUCAGCGGGGGUACCACCAUCGCUGCCUCCUAAACACAGACACACACACACACACACAAACACACACACACACACACACACACACACACACACACACGCAUACAUUAGGGCUACUUAAAAUACAAUUAAGUGAUAUGCGUUCAUGCAUACAAUGGUAAAACCAGGCUACUCUUCCAGAACGACAUGCCAUUCUAUAACUGUCACUCAUUUCUCUAAUCAAGGACUAUUUUAUACACACACACACAUUAGAGUAGUUCAUAAUACGAUAACCUGUCAUUAGCGUUCAUCGUACAAAGAUAAAGCCCACGGUCUUCUCACAUAAACAACAUGUCAUUCUAUAACAUUCACUCAUUCACUCUCAAGGAUUUUUCUCUAUCCAUCACACACACACACACAAACACACACUGCAUCCACACCCAGCUGCAACACUUACUGCUCCACAAGGUCUCAUUUCGAUGCUUAGUUUUACAGUAAUGCCGCCACCUUCUGGUCACUAAAGGCACCACCACGUUGGCUCAUUCCUAACGAGGCUGAGGAGAAUCAGGUGAAGGAGGACCCCAGAGGUUAAAAAAAAGGGACCGUUAUCUAAUCGCUGUUUUUAUGCAAUGUAGCGGCGGUGCGUCGAUUAGCUGUAGGACACCACGCCGCACAAUCAUUGUGCUACGGCAACUAGGAGUGAAGGCAUGUAGGUCGCUUGCUUCUUAACAAUACAGUGCUGAGUAGUGUCUCUUCCUAUCUACCUCAUACAAUGCCAGCACUGUACAGUGGACAGAGUAGGACACCAGGUAUGAAUUCAGUUACUAUUUUAAUGCUUCAAUCCGAUGCAGCUUCAUUGUUCCAAGACGCAGCAGCAGCAGCAGGCAGCACUUUAGGAAUCUGACUUGCCAUGGCAGAAGCUGCAAGACUGCUGACCUCACUGUCACACAGGAAAGGAAACAGGAAGAAUAAUUGGAUUUGCAGACGUGGAAAUUUUUAAUUCCUACCCACACCCAUACCCACACACACACACACAUUUUAGCAGUUGCAUAUAUGUUAAAUUAAGUGCAUACACAAUGUGAUUGUAUAUAGGUUGUAAAUAAGCAGAUAAGGAGGAAGAAGAAGAAGAAGAAGUAGAUUAAACAGGAAGUUGUUACUUCUGCUUGAGAGGAGACGCACAUCGAAAAGAAAGGGCAGAGAAAUGUCGAAUUUGGCUCAGAAUUUAUUUCCUCUGUCUGACAGAAGAUACUCCAACCAAGACGUCUUUUUAUUAUCAAACACUCGACUGCUGCAGCCUUGAAAUAAACGGAGCAGAAUCCGGGCCUAAAGUUUUUAUCAAAUAAAUCAUUUAAAAGUCAAAUAAAUGUGAGAUUUUUUUCCAGACUUGAACUUUCAAAGGAAUACCAUUUUUUCCAACGAUCAAAACUCUUGGCCCAGAUGUGUCUCCAUAGUAAUGUGGCUUCAAAGAUGCUUUUUGUUCCACAGAAAAGGCCCCCCUUGGACCUACAGGCGGUACAGAGUGUCUGAUACUGAAAAGACGUUGUGUCGCUUUAAGAAAUGUCCGAGCUGGAAUGAUCUGAACACUGAUAAAAGUGAGGAAGGGGUUUUCUGUGAAGUGAUGUAACGCUCUCAAGCUCAAUGGCCUUGACGUAAAGAAUUACUUCAAUAUGUUUCAUCACGUUCCCGUAUGAUGGAGGAAAUCUUUGUCCAGUUUGCUUCUUUUUUUAUUGUAAUUGGUGAUGAGACAUUCCUGUUUCUGUGCUCUGUUGUUUUUAUUUUCUUAUUUAAUGUAAGAUUAUCAUAAAUGCUUUUUUUCCGGGGCGAGGGAAGGGAGCUUUUGUCUGUUUAGUUUCCAUAAAAGCAGCCUCGGGUCAGAAGGAAACUCAAAAUGGGAAGCAUUUUAUUGAAACACGCUAGAAAACAAUUGAUAUUUUAGACCCCACUCUUUGUUUUAAUUUUAAAUGCAGGAAUGUUUGCUAUUAGAAACGCCCAGGAUUCUGUCUUCCAGUAUACCCAAGAUAUAAAGUAGCACCCUAAGGACUCAUGAAACAUACUUUUUAAGAGUUUGGAUUAUGUAUUUUGGCAGGAAAAAGUAUGCAAAGAAGAACGCAUCGCUCAGCUAUUAUUAUAAAUAUGUUACAAUUGUUUUAUUUCUUUGUCUUUCCCCUUUAUAUGUUUUACCGUCUUAAUUCCUGUGUUCAUUUUGAUGUUUGUUUUGUAAUAAAACAACACAACAGUGA
Messenger RNA from Eleginops maclovinus (Patagonian blennie), 5959 nucleotides. RefSeq names its product sterol regulatory element binding transcription factor 2 (gene srebf2). Gene Ontology annotation, cellular component: nucleus. Gene Ontology annotation, molecular function: DNA-binding transcription factor activity, RNA polymerase II-specific; RNA polymerase II cis-regulatory region sequence-specific DNA binding; protein dimerization activity. Gene Ontology annotation, biological process: positive regulation of transcription by RNA polymerase II; positive regulation of cholesterol storage. NCBI's taxonomy places the organism in Eukaryota, Metazoa, Chordata, Actinopteri, Perciformes, Eleginopidae. The record is from RefSeq and is a predicted model, not a curated record.